Messenger RNA from Maniola jurtina (meadow brown), 2561 nucleotides. RefSeq lists its product as uncharacterized. Gene Ontology annotation, cellular component: plasma membrane. The transcript has 7 exons. The record is from RefSeq and is a predicted model, not a curated record. Lineage: Eukaryota; Metazoa; Arthropoda; Insecta; Lepidoptera; Nymphalidae. Gene Ontology annotation, biological process: sensory perception of smell; detection of chemical stimulus involved in sensory perception of smell. Gene Ontology annotation, molecular function: odorant binding; olfactory receptor activity. Bases 235 to 1461 code for a protein of 408 amino acids.
UAUAGUUACAAUUAAUAUACAAAGUAAAAGACAUAAAUAAUUGAAAAUGCUUGAUUAAAUGUGAGUUUCACUCAGUAUGUUAUAGAGUAUAGACCCAUCCACCUCUUACUUGUGAUAUAAAAGUUGCGAAGCUCUUGUUUAUUUCUACUUAUACUCUUGUUAAUAAUAUUGUAGUUUGAACAAGUUCAGCGAACGGUUUUGCUGUAACGUUAUGAGAAGCAAAUUAUUGCAAGGAUGUCAACGUCUAGCGAAAAUUCCAAUCACAACUCUAAACACAAUCUAAAUAAGACUUCGUUGUACUUUUACAAAGUAAAUACAUUUUGGCUUAUUGGUGCAUUGCCUGAUUUACUUAAAUGGCAAGAGAGUGGUUACACAAAGACAAUUCACAAAUAUAUACAGAAAGUUCUAACAGUUUGUAUUUUUAUAUUCGUCGCUAUGGAAGUGGGGUCUUUUUUCACACAAAAGAACUUAUCAGCCAAGCAAGCAAGUGACAUGACCAUUCUUGCUUUUAGUCAUUCCAUCCUCACAAGCUAUAGUUUUGUUAUUGAAUAUUACAAAGAAGAGGUAAACAUUCUGCUUUAUAAAUUAUGCAUCAAAAUGAAGAAUGUCUACAACGACCCUGAAGUUGAACGGCAAAUGAUCAAGAAAACUACAAUGUAUUCAGUGGCAUUUCUCUUAAAUCUCAUGAGCGCGUUGGUUUCUUACGGCUUGGAGGGAGUGAUGCAAGUUUUACGUGGUGGUACUUUUGUAACAGUAGUGACUGCGUGGCCCGACGUUACUGACAAAAGCAUUGCAGCAGGUAUUGGUAGAUUCUUUGGCUAUUUCAUGUGGUGGGUAUGCAUGACCCGUGUCUCAGCAGUCUUCAUACUCAUAAUAAUAACUACAGGGUGUCUGGCCUACCAAUUUAACAAUCUACAAAGUUAUUUCUACAGUCUCAAUGAUAUAUUCGACGAGCAGAGCAUAAGAGAAACGGGUCAAGAGAAUGCUGAACAAAAAUACGAAGAGGCUCUCAAAGUUGGAAUCCAAUUACAUAGUGAAACAUUGUGGUGCACCAGACAAUGUCAACUGGUCUGCGGUUUCGUAUACAGCGCACAAAUAAUUAUAAACGUGUUUGUCUUCUCAUUACAAAUGUUACAAAUGAUGAGUACCGAGCGUACGUUAGCAAUGGCUUUUACGAUAGUUUUGACUUCAGCUUCACUACUUUACAGCACUGGCAUAUUAAUGUGGAACGGUGGAGAUGUCACAGUAGCGGCAGGCCUUCUUCCCACUGCUAUUUAUAGUUCAGGCUGGCAGAAUUGUCGCGGCAAGAGCUCUCAAAGAGUCCGAAAGUUAUUGGUCAUAGCUAUGGAUCAAGCUCAGAGGCCUGUCGUAUUACGAAGUUUCGGAAUUAUGGAGAUCUCUUACCAGGCGUAUGUUUCGAUGGUGAAAGCAUCUUAUUCAGCAUUUUCACUUAUGUAUUAACUAAUUAAAUCAAAUAGAAGGCGAACUAGAAACUGUGACUUUGCGACUCCUGUACUUCACUUCAAGAAAAUUUAAAACUCGUUAGUGGAAAUGCCUAGUUAGGGUUAGGAAAGGUAAUAACGUUGUGGGUAACAGCAGUGUUUGGGCCGGUGUACGGAGGGUUCACGGCCCAUUCAUAUAAAACGACGAACUUUUGUACAAAAACAGUACGAACUAAUGCCGCUCUAUUCCAUUUCUUGAUCUGAUUAACACGGGAAUAGCUUCUCCUCGAACGUGAUUGGUUGACGCUCGAGUCAAAUCAUAUGGCGGCGGGCGGGCGGGUGUUCUGUGACGUAAUAUCGAAACGAAUAGAAACGAAUGUACUUUGCCUGCAAUCAAGAUGAGUCGGUAGGAACUCACACGAGAUCUGUAGCACAUGACAUUGUUAAAUCGAGACAGCGUUAUACCGCUGGCAUAAAUCUGUCUCGUUAUAACUAUACCUUAUGUCUAAGCAAAGUCUAACACCCGUAUUCACAAACGUUACUAUGAGGUCUCAUAGUGCACUCGAGCCUCGAACGCACAGUGUCCGUUCCACCAAUCAGAUGACUGUAUCAUGUCAAUUUACAGUGAUCUGAUUGGUAGAACCUACACUAUGCGUUCGAGCUUAUUGUGAGACCUCAAAGUAACGUUUGUGAAUACGGCCGUAAGUGCGCUCUAUAGAUUUCAACCUGAAACGAAACAACUAUACCAACCUUCUAAAAAUAUUUCUGUUCACUGUAAUACUAGGCUUGUAGUUAGUUAGGUAUAUGAAUAUUAAUAAAUAGCAGUAAUUAGCACAGAAUACAUAACUAUUUUACCUACUUAUUAGAGAUGUUUAACAAUUAACAAGUAGAUCGCAAUCACCGUAUUUAAUAUUCAGAUUUAAAUGUGAUUGGAAUUAUAUAAAGGGGUACCUACCUAAGUAAUAUUGUAUGAAUGUUAGUUGAAUAAUUAAUGUGAAAAUAUCUACCUGCCUAGUACCUAGUUAUUUACGUUCAAUAUAAGCUACACAGUUUUUCUUGAUAGUUUUGCACUUUCUAAAUAGGUAGGUAUCUAGCACUUUUAUUUUUUAGUGUAUAGGU